CGCAACUUCCCCGGUUCCGCUGUGAUGCGCUCCUUGUCCAUUUUCAAAGGCAAAACUGCGAGUAUGUCUUCGGAUAAACUUUAAUAAAUAAGAGAGUUCGAGAUUAUAAAUGUACAUACUCCUUUUUGAAUCCGACUAUCCGCUUUUCCAAGAGUUGUUGAUGAUGGCUUUUCAUCGCGAAAAAUCACCUAAUUACGACUUCUAUAUGAGCGAAUGAUUUGACUUCCGUAUUUAUUCGAGUAUGCCAGCACACACCCUUUAGGAAAAUGCGCACCUCAGAUGUAUGGCUAAAAUUUUGCGAAAAAUCCUCUCCCCAUCAGUUUCCAAAAUAUUAACUGAAGCUCUCGUUAAAAUCGAGAUCAAUGGUGAUUUGUUUUCCAUACAAAUAAUACGGGUAGUAUCACUAAAAUGGAGAGCUCUGGAAACAAAUUUUAAAAUUCGGGAGAAAAAAUGAAAAUUCUCGAGGAAAAUAUUCAUUUUAACUUUUGUUUACCCGACUAUGACGUGAGCCUAAUUUUUGUUUGCUCCAAUUAAUUGAAAAAAGGUGCACGUGGUACUCAAGUAAAUAUGGUUUGCGCUGAUACAUCAAAUGAAGUUAGUCAAAUUAAUAAGAUUGCCAACCAAAAUCACUUCUGUAUAUAAGUCGCAGUGAUUUUUUUUAGAGUUUCUGCUGCCGGGGUUCUAUUUCUAGCUAGAUGAAUGUCCAAGAUAAUGUAAAGUGACUUAUUUAAUCUUUCAUGUUCAAAACUGUCGGCCAUAUUCUCUCUCUCUAUGUGCAUACUGCUGCUUUCAUGCAUUUAUUCCUUGCCACGCUCUCGGAAGACGGAUCAGACAUAGCAGAAGGUGCAGUAGAUCCGAAUCACAAUUCCACUCAGACGAGCCCCGACGACAAGUGAUGCUUCUAAACUGCCUUUUUUGUUCUUCUUGUUUUCCUCCUUCGCGUCUGUUCUCUCUCUCCCCGCCCCCCACUUGCUCUCCUGCUACUCCUCCUCUUAUAUUGCGCAUUGGACCAUCAUGGGAAAUAAUGAAGACAAACUGGAUCGUGGCAGCCUGGGAACGUCGGUGACGAGUCGUCGCAGCGUGAUGACGCAGAUCGACGGGGACGGCGAGUGGGAUGACGUGGCACUUCCGGCCAGUCUGGCCAGCAGCUACGAGGAUUCCCACCACGUCCUCAUUGAGAUCCCGCAAAAUCACAAGGGAUCUCCCAAGGGCAGGAGUUCCUUGUUUAUUCCACCAUACGACGGGGACGGCGAGUGGGAUGACGUGGCACUUCCGGCCAGUCUGGCCAGCAGCUACGAGGAUUCCCACCACGUCCUCAUUGAGAUCCCGCAAAAUCACAAGGGAUCUCCCAAGGUGGCCAAAGAUUCCUUGUUGCCGCCAGUGGCGUCUCACCGCCGCCAGGACUCGAGCAAGUCCGCCACUUCCGGCGGCGGAAUGAUUUUCGAAAUGGACGACGUCAACACUCAGGCUGAUGGACGUCAAACUCUGGAGACCCUGGAGGAAGGCACUGAGGAGGACAGUGGGGAACACUCUGCUUCAGCACUCACAAAACAAGAUGAAUCUUAGCUUCAUCUAAAACUCUAGAGAAAAAAAAUAUAAUGAUAAGAACUGAGAGAAAGAAAAACUUUUAAGACAACUACGUGCCUGGGCCUUCGCAAAAAACGAAAAAGUUCCGAGCCGUGAUGGUGAAACUAUAUACGGAUCAAAGCUUUGUUCCAUCGGUGACACUUGAAGGAAGAAUGUACAUUUUGUUGGUACAAAAACUUUUUUUUUCGCGUUCUGCAAGUUUUGAUCUUCAAUUUACUUAUUGAUAUACGUAAAUAAUGCGCACAAAAUGUGAACGCUGGAUUUUUAUUUUGUUUAUCCGAGUUUGUCAACAAAUAUUUUUGUUGUUGCCCAAGAUCAUCAGGAAAAACAGUAGAACGUCGUGAAAGUCAUCAGCUUUAUGCACUUCAUUGAGAUCCAUCAGAAAAGUGCACGUUAAGCUCUUCAGCAGUAAUACCUCGUCUCUUGUUUUUCGCGAUUUCUUCAAUUCGAAACAUUUUCGAAAUGUUCAAACAUGACGAACCAGCUGUGGAAAUCACUAAAUGUUUUUUUUCGCGCUGAGCAAAAUUUUGCAGACCAGGGGAUGAUGUAUCCGGUUGUAAUUGAAUUCAUUCUCUAUAGUCCUGCUUGUUUUGUUUUUUUUUUCAGCAGAAUUUUGGGUAUUUUUUCGCUCGAAAUUCAGCUUGAAUUCAGCAGAAGACUCUUUUUUUUUUGUGCGUGAUUUCUCGCUUGUUUUGUUGAAUAUGAUCAAAGAAGUUCGCCUGGAAAAAUGUUGCUUAUUGGAUCGACUAACGCGGAAUUCAUGCUUUCGGAUGAAUGAAAAUUCCGGUUCCUGUUUUUUCGGAAA
Messenger RNA from Notodromas monacha, 2392 nucleotides. The record is from the annotation of a GenBank genome assembly. NCBI's taxonomy places the organism in Eukaryota, Metazoa, Arthropoda, Ostracoda, Podocopida, Cyprididae.